UAUGGUACCUGAUUGACAAAAAUGUUGAUUCAUUAGUUUGCUAAGUAACGGUGGUGGUGCUCAAAUUAUGCAAUGACGGCUUCAUUUUGCGAUGACCUUAGGCAUUGACAGAAAACAAAUAUGUGAAAAACUGGUCCAGAUUGCCGAAGACCUUAAAGUUAGUGACAACUUAAUUUCUGAAUGGAGGACAAAGAUAUCAGAAGGGGACGGAUUCAAUGUUGAAUGGAAUUGCAGAAUUGAUUUAAUGGUUCUUAUUGUGAGCCAAUUAACUGAUCACGACUUAAAACUGCUGCAAAAUUCUGUCACAAGUAGAUCGAAUCAGUCUUCGUGUAUUCUAUUUCAACAGACAACUGACCAGAAAAUAUGGGUUAACGGAGAGAAACUGCAUCCUCAUCUGUUCCUGUACAAAAUGUUGAUUGACCCAAAUGUUCCAUCAGUCAAUGGACUAAAGACUUCUUCCUUAGCAAAUUGUCUGUCUUCCUUCUACUCUAACUCAGAUAAAGCUCGUUCUUCCUCUUGUAUAAACCCCAGUCAUUACGAACAGAUUGAAAAUCUAAACUUACAACUACCGCAAUCCGCCUCAGUCGCCGAACGGCCUAAUAUUGAUAGUUUGCGUCCACUGAACUCAGUCGGCGACCUCAGUGCAAUAACUGGUGCUGCAGCUGCUGCCUCUGCGAAUCAACCAGAACCCGCCUCGAGUGAAUCAGAGAAACUGAAGCAAGGUAUCCUCCAUCCAGACACGUUACUGCAGCACAACGUGUCUUACUCGCAGAUCGUGGAGUACGAACCAGUGCGUCAUUGGUGUAGUGUAGCUUAUUACGAAGGCGAAACGAAGCUAAGCGAGGUCUACCAAGCGGACGAGAACCAGUUUCAGAUAGAUGGCCUAACCGAUCCCUCAAGCUCUCAGAGGUUUUGUCUGGGGAUCAUAAACAGAACUUCCAGGGAUCCGUUGACCAGACAAAUUAGGCGUGUUAUAGACCAGGGAAUUCGAUUGUUGUGGGUCGAGUCCUCUCAGGAGAUGCACGUGGAAUGUCUGAGUGAGCACGCAGUCUUUUUCCAGAGUCACUGUUUCAACUCGGACUAUGGCUUCGAACCACACUCAGUGGUGAAAAUACCCUCGGGAUCCUCAGCUUGUGUCUUCCGUCUUGAAACGUUCACCAAGGCCAUCCAGUAUAAUUUACAACUGGAAACUUACAGUUACAAUCGCGUGUACGACUUGAGUACCAUGUGUCAGGUGAGAAUUAGCUUUGUCAAGGGAUGGGGUACUAGUUACCGCCGCGCCAAAAUCACCCAGUGCCCUUGCUGGGUGGACAUCACUCUAAACGGACCUCUCCACAUGCUGGACAAAGUUCUCAGGUAUCUACACCCACCCCUCUCUUCUCUAAGCUCAGGAAGUGGCGGCAAAAACAGUCCUGUUCAAGCUGCAGGAACCCCAAUUAAAGGCAAUGUCAACGGGAAUAAGCAAUGUGACCUUUCGAAGCUCGCCUUGGAAAAGUUGGAGAGCAAACAAGUUGGACAACUGGAAUACAAUGUGCAGAGUGAGGAGCGGUUGACCUCUAACUUCGCACGAACUCCCAGCGAAAUGCAAGCUAGUGGUGCAAGUUCGCUUGACAGCAAUGGACGGCCACCUCGAUAUGGACUAGGAGUUGAUGGUGAACUUGAAAUCAUGAUGCUGACGUGAAUUAAUUGGAAUUGCUUGAAAAACCUGAGAAUGACAUGCUGAUUUGUUAGAAACUUGAAGAUGUUUGCUCAUAGCGAACUGAUUGGAACUCUGAUUUGAAGAAAAAAAACGUGAAUAUAUUUCUAAUGAAACUGAUUUAUGGUUAAGUUAAUUUAUUGACUGUUGGCGCUCCUAAAAUGCUCGCUCUGCUCAUUAAAUGAGAUGAAUAAAUUUACAAACUUCAACUUAAAAUCUACACUGUCACAAGGGUUUGAAACUCGACUGACUUUGUACUGUAUACUCAUUUCGCUGUCUAUUUCUGUCCAUUCGUGAUGAAGUUAUGAUCUUAAGCAAUGGCCGUGUAUUUUUACCGUUAUUGAUUUUUUAAAAUUUUUAUACGCUAUCGUAUGUAAAUAAGUUCUUAGUGGGUAGUAAAUUGAGCCUCUGAAUUAAAUGACUCCGCUUAUUUCUUUAUUUGAUUGAAAUGAUGAUCAAUAAUGUUGAUUGAAACUAAACAAAAAAUUAUUAACUGAUUUAAGCUAAAACUUGAUAAGGUUCUUGACUUGGAUAGUAGUCUUAUACGAACGUAGUUUUCUUCGCUUAUGUGCACUUGUUGUAUGGAGUUUUGGCUACUAAUAAA
This is a messenger RNA of Symsagittifera roscoffensis, 2300 nucleotides long. Its product is annotated as mothers against decapentaplegic homolog 3-like. The coding region runs from base 92 to 1681 and encodes 529 amino acids. Gene Ontology annotation, molecular function: RNA polymerase II cis-regulatory region sequence-specific DNA binding; DNA-binding transcription factor activity, RNA polymerase II-specific; I-SMAD binding. NCBI's taxonomy places the organism in Eukaryota, Metazoa, Xenacoelomorpha, Acoela, Convolutidae. Gene Ontology annotation, cellular component: heteromeric SMAD protein complex. The record is from RefSeq and is a predicted model, not a curated record. Gene Ontology annotation, biological process: anatomical structure morphogenesis; cell differentiation; BMP signaling pathway. The transcript is spliced from 3 exons.